AUGCAUUCCACAAGUUCUUCUGGCGAUUCUCUCCCCGAUAUCAAUUCAGAGAUUCCGGGCGAUGACGACGAUUGUAUCCCUUUGGCCGGGGGUGCCACUUCGAGGGAAGAGUUACUCGCCAUACUACCACCGAGUCGAUAUUGCGAUGCACUGAAGGAUGUUUACUUCCGUGUAUUCUCUCCUCUAUUCCACAUCCUUCACGAUCUAACAUUUGAAGCCGAAUACCAACAGUUCUGUCACGACCCAAACAGCGUUUCCACUGCAUGGAUUUCUCUUUUGUUCAUCAUCCUCGGCAUUGCCGUCACUGCUCUCCACGACGACGAUCCCCUGCUCUCCGAUCUUGGGCGGGAGAGGACCGUCAUCCGCAACGUCAAAGCCCUAUCAUCGCGUUAUCGGUCUGCUUCUUUGCGGUGCCUAUCAGCGGACGGUAUUCUUUCUCGGCAUUCCAUCAACUCCCUCCAGUCUCUUAUUCUGAUCAACUACGCACGACUCCAUAGAGGACUACCAACUUGGACACUGCUAGGCCUGACUCACCACGUUGCCACCUCAAUGGGUUGUCACGUCGACCCAGAACGGUUUGCUCUCGGACCAAUAGAACGGGAGGAGCGGCGUCGAGCAUGGGCAGGACUAACUAUGCUAUAUAACACCCAUAACAAUGCAUACGGCAUUCUAAAUCCCGGCCUGGCAACAAUGGGCACAAAGCUCCCCUUGGACGUAAAUGACGUGGACCUCCUAACCGGCACAGCCUCUGAGCUCAGCACGCCUCGGCCAACCCAAAUGACCUAUCUCCUGCUGCAAUACCGUCUCUACAACGUCUCGUCCAUGAUAUGCGAGAGUCUCUUCAGCUUUCCACCCCGGUACACGCCGGCGCAGCUAGAAGUCGAGAUUCUCUCCGUACACGAAAUGUGCGAAAAACGCUACCAGCUCGAGCCGGCCCUCGAGCCCCCUCCUGUCCACCAUCUUGCCAACCUGAACAUCCUCUACAGCUACAUCCACCAGCUCCUCCUCCUUCUGCUCCGCCCCGCGCUUUGCCGAUAUCUCCAAGGCGAUGUCACGACAGAAACCUGCGCCGCCCGUGUCAAAUGCCUGGCGUCCGCAAAGACGUCCUUGACUAUCCAUCAAACCCUCCACGAAUCGCCCCAGUUUGCGUCCUACAAGUGGUACAACAGCAACCAGGGCAGCUUCCACGCCUUCCACGCGGCUGUCAUUCUCUGCGUCAUGCUAAUGUACCCAGAGAGCGCGCACGAGGCGGCCGAAAUCAAAGAGCUCCUCUGGAAAUCGCUCGAUGUUUUCGCAGCCCUAUCCAACAGGAGUACCUUCUGCAGCAAGGCCGUUCCUGUCCUUCGCCAGAUAAUUGACGCCGCAUGCUCAAACACCCCUCAAUACCGACAACCUCAACCUCAAGUCCAACCGCAGCAGCAGCAGCAGCAGCAGCACAUAAUGUCGCCAUCGCCAGUUGACCCAAGCCCGCACCCAAACAUGACCAUGACCAUGACCAUGACCCCAAGCAUGAACGGCGGUCUCCUGACACCCACAACACCAACAGGAAGCUCGGGCUUCCCCCACUCGCCCAUGGAGUUCUUCACGGAGUCUCUGCUCGCCCGGCUGCAGCCGCAGAAUUGGCUCUCGCCGUCCUCCGUGCCUUGGGAUGGGUGGGAUUGUCUUUUCCUCUUGCUGUCGCCUUCGCCGACUUCGGCGCAGUUUGUGGGUUGA
This is a messenger RNA of Aspergillus mulundensis, 1713 nucleotides long. Its product is annotated as fungal specific transcription factor domain-containing protein. The transcript is spliced from 3 exons. Gene Ontology annotation, cellular component: nucleus. Lineage: Eukaryota; Fungi; Ascomycota; Eurotiomycetes; Eurotiales; Aspergillaceae. Gene Ontology annotation, molecular function: zinc ion binding; DNA binding. The record is from RefSeq and is a predicted model, not a curated record. Gene Ontology annotation, biological process: DNA-templated transcription. The coding region runs from base 1 to 1713 and encodes 570 amino acids.